GAAUGCCCGAGCCUGCUAACGAAGGGAAGCUAACGGAGCUAUAGUGGCGGCCCGCAAUUAGGGUUCUAGCGUCCGAGGGAGCGAGCGCGGGCGCGGGAGGCGCUGGUCGUGCGGCUGCUGGGUUUAAGCGCUUUGUGGCAGCCAUUGGGGCCAUGGCGGAGAAGAAGAAGGCCAAGGCGGACCAUGAGGAAGUGUCGGAGGUAGAUAACGAGCUAGUUAGCGCUAUUGAGAAGUUACAGGAUGUACAAGACGAACUUGAGAAGGUAAACGAGGAAGCUAGUGAUAAAGUUCUGGAAGUUGAGCAGAAGUACAAUGAGAUCCGGCGGCCCGUUUACAACAAGAGGAACGAGAUUAUUCGAAGUAUACCGGAUUUCUGGCUCACUGCUUUUCUGAGCCAUCCAGUUCUAUGCGAUCUGCUAAGCGAGGAGGACCAAAAGGUUUUCAAGCAUCUACAGUCUUUGGAUGUAGAGGAUUUCAAAGACGUGAAAUCUGGAUACUGCAUCACAUUCUCGUUCAAACCAAACCCAUACUUUGAAGAUACAAAACUAGUAAAGGUUUUCCGGUUUUCCGAUGAAGGUACAACUUCGAUUUCUGGCACGAAGAUUCGAUGGAAAGACGGAAUGGAUUUAACAAACGGUGCCGCUGUAGAAAAGGAAGGCAACAAACGGCCUUUAAUAGAAGAGAGCUUUUUCAAGUGGUUUAACGAUAGCCAACAGAAGGAAACGACCGAGGGCAUCCAAGACGAGGUACCGAAUAAAAAAACUGCGUUUGUUUCUAAUCCUUCAGGCCAUGCUCUCCAGGUCGCGGAUGUCAUCAAAGAGGAUUUGUGGCCCAAUCCUUUGAAGUACUUCAACAAUGAUGGCGACUCGGAUGAAUAUGAAGACGAAGAAGAGGACGAUGAAGACGGAACGGGCGCAAAGCGAGUUGCCGAUGGUUUUGAAGAAGAAGAAGAAGAGCCAGACGACGACGACGAUGAGGAGUAGAAGCUGGUGCGCGAGCGAUGUUCAUAGCUUGAGAAAAAUGACCCGCAGCCAUAUUAACACUACAUUUCCGUGAGAGACACACAGAGUGAGUGAUAGCAAGUACGAGUUUCUACAGCAAAAGAAGGAUUUUCCCGCGUAGGUAGCCUUUCCUUUUUUUUUUUGUUUAGUUUGUCCCCUCUUUGGAAAAGUAUCAGGGUUGACUUCCACAAAACAAAAAAGCUUCGAAUUCUUGCACCGGCAA
Selaginella moellendorffii is the source of this 1224-nucleotide messenger RNA. Its product is annotated as NAP1-related protein 2. The transcript has 10 exons. Gene Ontology annotation, cellular component: nucleus; chromatin. Lineage: Eukaryota; Viridiplantae; Streptophyta; Lycopodiopsida; Selaginellales; Selaginellaceae. Gene Ontology annotation, biological process: nucleosome assembly. Bases 153 to 983 code for a protein of 276 amino acids. The record is from RefSeq and is a predicted model, not a curated record. Gene Ontology annotation, molecular function: chromatin binding; histone binding.